Colletotrichum gloeosporioides is the source of this 951-nucleotide messenger RNA. RefSeq lists its product as uncharacterized. Gene Ontology annotation, molecular function: metal ion transmembrane transporter activity. Gene Ontology annotation, cellular component: membrane. The annotation marks the transcript as partial. Gene Ontology annotation, biological process: metal ion transport; transmembrane transport. The record is from RefSeq and is a predicted model, not a curated record. The transcript is spliced from 3 exons. NCBI's taxonomy places the organism in Eukaryota, Fungi, Ascomycota, Sordariomycetes, Glomerellales, Glomerellaceae.
UACAACUGUCGUUCUUCACACAACUGGCCUGGUGACUUGGCACUGUCCAUGACCUAUUUCGUUAAAUCAAGAACGAUAAACGCAAUCCUUUUUGGCUGCGACGAUGAAACCAUGGAUAAGGUCAAGUGGCGAUUGAGAAACGCAGAAGGCAACGUAUGCCAUCCACUGUUGCUCGUUGGUAUUUUCGCGGAGCUCGAACGAGCACGCCAAUUUGCACUUGUCGACCACAACUUCGACAAAUUGCUGGAUAUUGCAUCUCAACUGAGCCAAAAUGAGAAAGAUGUCCAUGGCUCCAUUGAACCAUGGCUCGAUAUCUACUAUCUCAAAAUAGCACUACAGACCUGGAAAAAGCAACUGCAGAAAGUUGUAGAUCAUGUAGAUGAGCUAUCGGCAGCUUGGCGGGUGGGAGUAGGACAGACUGCGGAAACGUGUGCAGCUUUCCAGUCCAAAGCACAAAGCGCCGGUAGUCGAAUAAAAGAGCGGAUACUCGAAAUAAUGGACGACUACGACGAGAAGAUCAGCGAGUGUGAGAUGAUCAUAGAAGGGAUGACACUGGCUAAUUCUCUGGGCCACAGCAAAGCCAACACAAGUAUUGCGGUGUCGACGAAAGAAGACAGCAGCCAAAUGAGGUCGAUCGCGUUUCUCACAAUGGUGUUCCUUCCCGCGACAUUUGUGGCAACACUCUUCUCGAUGACCUUCUUUCAGUGGAUUCCGGAUGACUCUGAGAAGAUGGUAUCGCCUUUUCUUUGGAUAUACUUUGUCGUGGCGCUUAUUUUGACGUUGUUCACAGUGUGGCUUCUGCGAAGGCUUGCAAACCCGAAGAAGACGAAAAAGUUGGGAGUGGAAGAUCCGGAAAAAGGAUUGAUCCCGCGAGGAAUCCCGCGGGUGUUGCAAUCUAUUAAUUGGAAGAUCCAGAAAGUCAAGCGCGAGUCUGAAAAGCUUCACGAUUGA